Molecule: messenger RNA, 1761 nt
Organism: Symbiodinium sp. CCMP2592
Lineage: Eukaryota; Dinophyceae; Suessiales; Symbiodiniaceae
Source: the annotation of a GenBank genome assembly
AUGGCAUCAAUCGACUUUCCUGAAAGCAGCAGCGAGCAGUUUCAGGAUGGCCUCGCAGGCAUAGAUUUUGCAAUGUGGAAGCUUGCGGAGGCCAUCGGCCCUUUCCAGGACGAGAUCGGCUUCCGAUGUUGCGGUCGGAGCGUGGGGUUCCUUCACCAGGCGAGCGACCCCGACUUAGAAGAGGCAGAGCUCACCGACCAAGAAGCCAGCGACUGGAGCGCCAUCUUCACAAGCAGAAAGAUUCUGAUCAUGGUCUGUUUAGGCCCUGGCAAAGGGACCCUAGAAAUGCAGCCGUACGAUGACGAGGCGAAUGUCUCGGAGAUCACCACAGUGCCCGGCCUCGUGGUCGUGCUGCGCACGGACCAGCUUUCCUUCAAGUUCUUCUGCAGAGGACGAGAGGCCACGCAUGUGGCCACCUCCUUCAUGCUGCAGAACGACAUUUUGCGAAUGCACAGAAACAAGCUGGAGGCACACCUUACUCCACCCGCCCAAGAACUGGACCAAUGGAUCGACCAGCGCCUUCGGGAGAUCAAGGAGAUGGAGCCCGAGGAGCCGACGGAGGAUUGGACCACCAAGGGAGACGUCCCCAGGAACUUUAUUCAUGCCGCGAACCGAACUUGGUUCAAGCGCCAGACCACGGUCUGCAAGGGAGCAGCUGCCAGGUUACCGGUGACCUGGGAGCCGGAGGUCUUCUUCCUGGGCUUGACAGCAGGUUGCGACACAGUGAUCGAAGUUCCCAUCAUGCGAUGGGAACACGAUACAGUGUACGACCCUUCCCCCGAUGCGUGGAAGAAGGAUCCGCCCAUGACGAAUUGCAAGCACGCUUCCUUCGUUGACGGUGUGGAUCUUUUCGACAACAAGCUCUUCGGCCUGUCCCUGGCGGAGACCAAGGGCAUGGACCCUGGGCAACGCCUUGUGCUGGAAGUCACCUACGAUGCACUCUACAGGAGUGGCAUGCGGAAGAACACACUGAUCAACUCCACCUGUGGUAUGUAUGUUGGAACUUCCAUGAGCGAAUGGAACUCGGCAGAAAAGGCCGCAGAUGUUGGUAUCUUCGGUGCUACGGGAGGAGCCCCCAGUAUCACUGCUGGUCGUCUGAGCUUUUGCCUUGGAUGCAAAGGGGCCAGUUUAGCCAUUGACACGGAGGCCGCCUCCGGCCUGUCCGCUUGCUUUUGGGCUGCCGAAGCCGUUGAGAAGAAGGGCGCUGGUCACAUCCAGGAGCUCUCCUGCGGUAUCGGUGUGCACCUUUGCCUGGCAAAGGCAUGGUGGCCCGCCCACACUGCGGCGGGCUUCCUUUGCCCAGGAGGGCGCUCCUUCACUUUCGACGCAAGCGCACAGGGCCACGUGAGGUCGGAAGGCGUUGGCACCGUCGUGUUUCGAUGUCAAGAGAAGAUGGACGGCCAGGAGGAGAAAGAUGACCAGUCGGUUGGUACCAUUGUGGGUGGUGCCACCCAGAACAGUGGCAAAAGCGCCGGAAUGACUGCCCCUUCCGGUCCUGCAGAGCAGGCUGUGCUGGUGGAGGCCUGCAGAAAGUCGGGCAUCACCACAUUGGAUGUGGAUGUCGUCGAGUGCCAUGGAUCGGGCCGCUUCAUUGCCGAUGCGAUCGAGGCUGCUUCCUGUGGCCGAGCCUUGAGAGACGGUGCCGACUCGAACGAGGAGGAGAUGUGCGGAAACCCAGCGCAAGGGAACGCGCGAGCUCAGCUCUGUGGGUGUGCCCAAGAUCGCCGACUUGAUGGCUCUGUAGGCGUUGCAACUAGGUAA